AUGCCUACCGACGAGGCUCCCACCCUUCGAAGACGAGCAUCCUCCGGUGCCUCUGCCUCGAGCAGCAAUAACGAUGCCAGCACUAGUGUGGCAUCCAGUCGCCCAAAGCGACGUUCUCGUGGAUUGCCAAUGGGCUCUACGACUCCACCACGACGAAGAAGCAGUCGGGACAACGCCCCGCCAAAGGUGGAAACACCUCCCGAAUACAAGAAACCUGCUGCUGCUGCUUCUCAGAAACCUGCCGUUGACACCAAGAAAACCACCUCAUCUAGAAGCAGCACACGAUCGUCCCGACGAUCCUCGGCUCGCAACAAGACCUCUCCCAAAUCGAGUCCUCAGCAACCACAACAACCAGAAUUCAAGAUUACGCAGGAAGAUCCUGGAUCAUUGUUAGCAGCAGUCAUCAAGAAAAAGUCUGUUACGGUUCAAUUGAAACUCAAUGAUGAAGUUUACAAUUUCGAUUCAUCAUCGCCGUUGAAACAGGAAGAAGAAGUACCACAAGAAUCGACGACGCGCAUCAAAACGGAACCAUUCGAAGAUGCUGAGUCUUCACCAAAAGAAGAAGAAUUAUCCACACCAUCCUCCAGCAAGACGAAUGGAAAGGAAGGAGGAGAAGACGGAUCAUCUUUUACAACUCCCAGGGCCAGCAAACGCCAGAAACUAAAUAAGGACUCCCCCAAAGAAAUGGUUGAAAAAGAAGACAAUGGGAGCGGCCAAGAACCAAAAGACCAAGCGGAAGAAGAACAAGAAUCUCCAAGACGCCGCAGCAAACGAUCCGCUUCCAUUGCAUCGGUUUCGGAAUCAAUGAAAUCGUCUCCCGAUAAAGAAGAUCAAGACGACGACGAUAAUAGUAUGGACGAAGAAGACGAUAGUGGGCAAGAUAAUGGGGAAGAAGGAGACGACGAUGAUGAUAAUAUGGAGGAAGAUGAUGAUCAGGAAGAUGAUCAGGAAGACGGGGACGAAGAUGAUGAAGACGGGGACGAAGCUGACCAAGAAGACGAUGACGACGACGACGACAACGACGACAAGGAAGGAGAAGAGGACCAAGUAGGAGAAGAGGACGAAGAAUCAAAGAACUCCAAGGAUUUAGCCAAACGAUCCAGUCCUCGGAUUAUCAAAAAGACAAAAUCUGUCACAAACCGCAGAAGAGCGUCCUUGCCAACUUCCUCUCGAUCACCAUCUUCGAGAAUUGAAACGGCCAAACGAAAGAAGAAAAAGAAGAAGGAAAAGGAAACGGAAUCGGAAGAAAGCAGGGCCAAACAAAAGUCCAGCCGCACCAAGAAAUCACCGAAAAGUUCGCCAUCUUCUAGUAAAGGAAGCAGCAGCAGCAAGUCUAAUAGACCAAACUCUCCAGUGUCACGUUCCUCUCCUUCCAAACAUCACCAUCGACAGGUCAUGAAUUAUGGGGCCAAUGCAACUCCUGCCUUUUACUUUUUUCUCGCCGAGAAUCGAUCCAAAUUGGAGCGUUCGUUGAGUCGCAGACAUCGAUACUUUACCAGACUGCCAAAGGGAUACGAACGAAACGAACUUGUGGCCAAAGAAGCUGCUGCAUGGUGGCUCAAAUUGAAGGAUUCCGAAAUGCGUCGAUUUAUGAACCUGUCCAUGAGAGACAUGGAAGAACGCAUCACGGAAUGGAAGGAAGCCAAGAAUAUUCAAAACAUGACGGCUCAAAACGAUCUGGCGGCCUACGAAGAUCCAUCUGAAUUAACACCUGAGGAUGAGCUGAUGACUUUUGAACGGCACAAUCGCCUUUUUUUGGGAACCACGGUGGGUUGCAAACCCUACAAACCCGAAUCUGGAGUCAGCCACAAUAGGAUCUUGCUAGAACUCUUGCAAGACAUGAGAUUCCAUCCGGCUCCCAUGUUCAUUCCAAAUCGAGACGAGGUGGAAUAUGGUCAAAUGGAUUUUUCUCGAGUUUCCAUUCCCUAUUUUGAUGUGCAUGGGCCUGUCUCGACUAGUAUGGGAGAUGACUGUCUGGGGUGCACUCGAGGAUGGGCACACUAUUGCAAUGUCCUCAAGCGAAAGGUACCAGCAGUGGAUCAUCGGGCUCGAUUGCAGCCGCCGCUUAGUUCUGUCAUUGCUACACGAGUCGGCUUGGGCCUCCAACCAAAACCACAGACCGCCCUGGAGGUGGAAGGGGCGACUCCUGAAAGUGUCAAGAAUCUGGAAAUGCUCACGGUCCAUGAAAAUGCCGAAGCAAAGAAAGCAAGAUGUCUGCCAUGCUACCACUUUGAAACUCUGUCGAAUCCUGCAGAUCGGUCGGAUGAUAUCGUCCGAUUCAUUGAAGAGACGGUUGCCAUGAAGGUAUCCGAGCCAACCAGACCUACGGAUCCCUCCCGACCUGAAAUUGGCAAAAAGGGCGCGAGUCGUGCUGCUCUUCCACUGAGCCGAAAGAGGAGUCAAGACGAGAUGCACGGUGGUGGUGCCCAGGAAAGCGUCUUUAACAAGUGUGGUCGAUGCCGAACCGUGAUUCAAACUGAUACUGGAUGCAUUCAAUGCCGCCGAGCCCAGCUGGUGAUCAAUCUCUCCAAGAAAGAUAGUGGAGAUCACAGAAUGGAAAAUGAGUCAGGAAACUAUCUCAAGGUUUCUACGCAAAUGCUUGGGAGAUUGACAAUGAAAGAAGGUGCCAUGGAUUACCAGUCUCCAGGAGAUGUGGCCAUUGCCCAAGGAAUUCUUCGACAACGCUGGACGCCAUUUGCAGUCUUACCGCCGCAGCCAAUCGAAUUCCCAAAGCCCAAGCAAAAGCGUACGCGAAGACAACCAGUCGAGGUCGAAGACAGCGAGGCUGAUUCUUCGGAUCCAGGCGAAUCCAUGCAAAGUGACAAGGUCUCAGUGGAAGACGAAAAGUCUGAUGGCACGGACGACAAAAUGGACGACAGUAGCCACGACGAAAUGAUGGAAGGCACGAGAACAAGACGUAAUCGAGCUAGCUCACAAGGUGGAGGAGAUUCUGAUACCCAAGAAGAGACGAUUGAUCGUCAGCUAAUGGCUCAGAAAAUGAAGGACGAAGCCAGUGAAUUGAACAAAAAGUGUGUUCAAACAGCAUGCUUCGGAAUUCUGCUUGGGCUAAUGAGAAGAGACCCUCUCCUCUUGUUUGCUUCUCCAGUAAGUGCGGAGGGCUACUCGACCAUUAUCAAGAACCCAAUUGAUUUUGGAAAGAUCAAGGCCAACGUAUUGGCGGAGAAUUACAACACACUGGGGUCUUUUGUUUCGGAUGCAAAGUUACUCUGCACGAAUGCUCUUAUUUACAACCCUCCUGGAUCAAUCUAUUGGAAGACAGCUAAGGAGUUACAAGACGUCUUGGGAGAAAUGCAAAAGAGGGCAAGUGAAUGGAUUAGAGAAAUCAAAGAUUGCCACGCGAAUGCUUGGAGGAAUGGUUCUAAAGUCAAGGUUGGCAUUGACGAAUCUGACCUUUAUGUAGAAGACGUAUUUGAAGAUCUUCGAACCAAAUGGCCCCAAGCCGUAGAAAUGCUGGAUGACAGAGAUCGGCUUCGCCAACAAUUGGAAUCGGACUUUAUGAGAACCAAGGAAAACGAAACAGCCUACUACGGCGGACUUGCCAUUCGUCGAGCCGCAAUCGCAGCUGAUGCUUCGCUAGCACCGUACCCAGAUCAAGCUGGUAUCUUCAACCCAGUCGGAAGAAGAAGUCACGUCGAAGACGAAAAUUUGCGAAAUAUGAUUAGUGAACGAGUUGCCGAGGCUGUUGAUCCUGUACAGCUCAAGGACAUUCCGAUGUGGAGGGAAGAAUCCAUUAUGCGCCUCCUCCGGCGUUCACAGAGCCGUCGAUUGGACGGACUCAUUGGCUCUGUGAAUGGAUGCGCUCGUUGUGAUGGAAUGAGAAUCGACCAAGAUUUGAAAACUGCAAUGACCGCCGAAACCAUUCGCUGGGGGCGUCAGAAGAAGAAGAACAGUGAGGUAUCUCGAGUCGUAGAAUCUCGCAUGCAUCUCAGCACUGGUAAUGCCAGCCAGAAGGCUGUCGAAGAGAUCAAGAAGCGACAGGAGUUAGCCUCGGAAAGUGAAUACAAUUCAAGCCAUGUCACCACCGCGGGAGCAGUGACGGUUAAGGGUAGCGGGAUUCAUGGUUGGGGUCUCUUUGCAGACCAGCCAUUUAAAGCUGGCGAGGUUGUGGCGGAGUAUAUUGGGGAGUACGUCAGCCCUGCAACCACCGAGGCGAGAGAAAGAAUGUACCAAGAGCAGAGGAUCCAGGAUUAUCAGUUCCGGAUUGACGAUCAUCUAGUGAUUGAUGCUACAAUGAAAGGUGGCCAUGGUCGAUACAUCAAUCACAGCUGUAGUCCAAACUGUAUUGCCAAGAUUAUUCGAGGGGAGACGCCGAACGAACAUUUGAAACGAGUGCUCAUUAUAGCUCAGCGGGACAUUGAUGCAAUGGAAGAGCUAUCCUACGAUUAUCAGUUCCCAUUGGAACUUGACUUGAAGGCUCGAAUUGCUUGCAACUGUCACUCGGAGCAAUGCCGUGGCUUUAUGAACUGGGACUUACCAGAGAAAGGAUCCAAUAGCCGUGUCUUCCGAUCACAGAAACGAGGUGCGAACAUGAGAGAUCGUAUUCGACGAUUGGGCCGACCUCUGAAGGGAGACAAGUAG
Messenger RNA from Cylindrotheca closterium, 4599 nucleotides. The record is from the annotation of a GenBank genome assembly. NCBI's taxonomy places the organism in Eukaryota, Bacillariophyta, Bacillariophyceae, Bacillariales, Bacillariaceae.